Messenger RNA from Pyricularia oryzae 70-15, 866 nucleotides. RefSeq lists its product as uncharacterized. The transcript is spliced from 3 exons. Lineage: Eukaryota; Fungi; Ascomycota; Sordariomycetes; Magnaporthales; Pyriculariaceae. The record is from RefSeq and is a predicted model, not a curated record. Bases 57 to 839 code for a protein of 260 amino acids.
GGAGCUGCAGCAGUAAAAGGACAUUCCACUUUUGCCAUUGCUAGUCUUUCUGAGCCAUGUCUACAGAUCAGGUCACCCAGCUCCAGCAGACUGUCGAGAGGCUGCAGCAACAGGUUAUCCGACUGAGCGAUCAAGAGGAAAUCCGAAAACUGCAGUACAAAUAUGGCUACUACCUGGAUAAAUGUCUUUACGAAGAGGUCGUCUCCCUGUUCUCCGAUGCGCCAGACACAUACGUCCAAUUUCUUGGCGGUAGAUACCACAAAAAGUCCGGCGUGCAUCGGUUGUACGUAGGACGAUUUGGCAAGCUCUUCACCGGGGGACGGAACGGGCCGAUCCACGGCUUCCUGCUCGACCACCCGCAGCUACAGGGUAUAGUAGACGUCGACUACAGCGCCUCGCCGCCCGUCGCGCGUGGUCGCUUCCGCAGUCUCAUGCAGGCGGGUGUUCACGUGUCGCAGGCGGCAGCGCACCCGCGGGGCGCCACACAGUGGUGGGAGGGCGGCCUAUACGAGAACGAGUACAUCAAGGACCUCGAGGGCGGCGGUUGGCGCAUCUGGAGGCUGCGGUACUUUCCCUUUUGGCACGCCGACUUUGAGCACGGCUGGGCCUACAAAGUCGCCGGGUUCGUGCCGUUCCAGAACGUGACCUACCCCGAGGACGAAGCUGGGCCAGAUGAGGUGCUGCAAGAAGACCAGAGGAUGAUGUGGCCGGAUACCAGAGUCGUACCGUUCCACUAUGGUCACCCCGUAACUGGGGAGACGGUCAAAGAGGAAGAUAUGCGAGCGCCUGUGUAUGGGUCUGGGCCUUCAGAUGCGAAGCCUGGGCUAAAGCUUGACUAGUUCUAGAUUCUGAAACGAGCUGGAGGC